Molecule: messenger RNA, 2726 nt
Organism: Daphnia pulicaria
Lineage: Eukaryota; Metazoa; Arthropoda; Branchiopoda; Diplostraca; Daphniidae
Gene: Sec5
Product: exocyst complex component 2-like
Exons: 15
Coding region: 12-2663 (883 amino acids)
Biological process (GO): Golgi to plasma membrane transport; exocytosis
Cellular component (GO): exocyst
Source: RefSeq, a predicted model, not a curated record
AUCAAACAACAAUGGGCUUACCACCUAUCGUGACUGGAGUUUCCCCAAAGGAAGGACCUCCUGGAACUCGUGUAACAAUACGAGGAGAAAAUUUCGGCAGUGGACCUGAUGAUAUUAUUGGUCUAAUAAUUUGCAACUCUGAUUGUUUGCUAUCUGCUGAAUGGGUUUCAAGUAACAAAAUUGUGGCCAGAUCAGGUCCAGGUAAAAGCAAGGGUGAUAUAGUCAUAAUCACCAAAUCUGGAGGAAAGGGUUCAUGUACUGUACAGUUUAGGGGCUACCAUGAAACUAUUGGCCCUUUAAAAGAAAGUGCAGUUUGGGUUGAUGAGUCACAUUUGACUGGACUUGGAAGACACAGAGCUUUGAUUCCUUCCAGCUAUCAACAAGAUGACCCUUUAGGACUUUCUGUUGAAAAUGCAGUAAAAAAAUACCCUGAAGAAGAACUGCAAGAAUUAUUUCCUGAAUCAAACGGUGAGCUCGGAAGUGAAAAUUUUUCUCCGUCUUGGUUUUUGUUGCAGCAUCAUCACAGCACCGGAUUUGAUGAUUUGAAAGCUGGGCUUAGCUUUCUUAAACGACGGGUUGAAGCUCAGAAAGAAGGACAAAUAUCCUUUUUAAAGACCCAUGCAGGCUCAGUUAUAGAACAGAUGGACACUUUGAUGACUUUAAAAAAAGUUGUAGAAGAAAACAAAACAAAAUACGGGCCGGAUAUGACAGCGUCUUUGGAAAACUCCAUUUUGAGCGCUAAAACCGAAGCUGGUCGGUUGUUCGACGAUGUCCUGAAACGUAAAGAACAAGCUGACGGCACCAGAAAUGCUUUGGGAAUUCUGCAAAGAUUCCGAUUUCUGUUUCAUUUACCGUCUACCCUAGAUAAAAACAUUCAGAAGGCUGAUUACGAUUUGGUCAUUAAUGAUUAUGCAAGAGCAAAUGCUUUGUUCGGACAAACUGAAGUACAGGUUUUUAAACGAGUUCUGCAAGAAGCAGAGCAGCGAAUUUUAAAUCUCAGGGAGAUGCUACAAGAGAAACUGCAACAGUAUCCUGCAUCACUUGAAGAGCAAAAAAAAAUUAUUAGAAACUUGACAAAUCUUGAAUGUCCGAAUGAUCCAGCAUGGCUUUGUAUUGCUGGACAAUAUAAGCAUUGCUCUCAAAUAUUAUUCCAAUGUAAAGAUAAAUAUCUAAGUUUGGAGCAAGAAGAAAUUGUCAAAUCUGCACCAUCCAAAGGAAAACGAUCCAAUAAUCUGUUGUUGCCGUCAUCUAACUCUGCUGAAUCAUCAUCUAAUACUACGCCUGGAAGGGUAACAUUCCUUGAAGAACUUAACGAUCGGUUCACUUCUGUUUUUCCGGAACUGUGGAAACUUGGCCAAGCUUAUUUCGCUGGGGAAUUGUUUGUUCGGGCAGAUACAUUGAAAAAAGAAGAAUUCAAAAAAAUGGUAUUGGACGUGGUAACAAUAUUCAGUCAACUCAUCAGAGCUGCUUUAAUUCCUCACACUCUGGAUCGUCAAUCUCCACAUCGAGCUCAAUUUGGUAUUUGGCAAGCCUUCAGUGGAAUCUUUUCUGAUCAUGAAGGAAUUGGAUCGUGGUUCGUACUUUGUCUUCGAACUGUUCGAACCUGUUAUGCUGAAUUACUUACGCUGGACUUACCUGUUGAAGCUCUUGACGCCAUUCGCGAUUUGCUUCAUGAUUUAAGAGUUCAUUGCAUGAGAAGUCUAUUAAUGCAAACUGCUGAAAAUAUCACACAUCUUGCCAGUCAAGAAAACUGGAAGUUGGAAUUUAUUGAAUCCCAUGGGUCUAUCACUCAAUUGCCUCAUAUAUUUGAAACACAAGUAAUCGAAUGUCUACAACUGGUGAAAGAAACUGUUUUUCAAUCAGAACAAAGAGAAACGAACUUGAUGGAGAACGCAUCUGUACUGAAUGACUUGAAUAUCUUAGUACAAAAGUUACUCUUCAGUUUUGCGCGUAGCACAGAGCGCCUGGCGUCUUCUGACCAGGAUCAUUCCGAAGAUUCAACUCGUGAAAUGAAAUUACUGCUAGGACUCAGUAAUUGUCAAUAUACAAUGCUUCAUAUUUUGCCCAGACUGAAAGAGCACUGGAACAAAUUAGGAUAUCCUGAUCUGUCAGCUGCCAUUCAAGCGGCUAGAGAUCUACUAGAGAAAACCGAAGAGCGAUUAAUGGAAGCAUAUUUAGAAGAAAAGGUUGAACCACUGAUUGGAAUUGUAGAGCCUUCUAUGUAUGCUGGACGCUUCGAUUGGAACAAGAAUAUUCCUAUUACAGAUGAUAUUCGGCCUUACUGCAAAGAAAUCAUAAUGAACAUGAUUGCAGUUCAUGCAGAAGUUGCCCAAGUUAGUCCUUCACUCGUCCCUCGUAUCCUCGAAAGAGUCGUGCGAGAGGUGGCAGCAGAACUGGGUCGUUUGUUUUCAUGUGUUAACAAAUUUUCAGACAGUGGAGCGCUUCAAGCAUCAGCAGACAUUUCUGCCUUAUCCCGAGCAUGUUUCAAUGUCGGGAAAAAUUCCAAUGAAACACGCUUGCAGCAAUUUUCGAAUCCUUUUUCUGAAGCUGCGGACAUGAUUCCGCCACUUACGACACCAGACAGUAUUGAAUCCCAUAAGAGAAUCCUCGUCAAUUUCGAAAAGCGGAUGAAGUUCCAGUUAUUUUGCCUUGAUAUAAACUAACGUGUUAAAAAACCUGUUUUCCCUUUAUUUUGAUUUUAAUUCAAGUGUAAUACAUAUCUACAA